Oppiella nova is the source of this 1731-nucleotide messenger RNA. NCBI's taxonomy places the organism in Eukaryota, Metazoa, Arthropoda, Arachnida, Sarcoptiformes, Oppiidae. The record is from the annotation of a GenBank genome assembly.
AUGAUUGACUGGGAGGACCCCUUAGUUCACCUGGAGAUCUACGAUUUGGCCAAACCUAUUGAGGGCACUGUCUUCGGAUUCAUAUUCCUCUUCAAAUGGGUGGAGGAGAGGAGGGGUCGGUGGCGCACGAGAGGACAGGACGGACACAACGGAUCCGGUGUGGGCUCGCAGUCGCAGGACUUCAUCGAAAACGAGUCGCUCGUCAACGACAUGUUCUUCGCGCAGCAAAUGGUUCCCAACUCCUGUGCUACUCAUGCACUGCUGUCUGUGCUCCUCAAUUGCCCGCACAUUCAGUUGGGAUCAGUUCUGCACCGAUUUCAGGCGGACACGAAGUCCAUGAGUCCGGAGAACAAGGGCUAUGCGAUCGGCAACUGUCCAGAGCUGGCCAGAGCUCACAACUCACACGCGGCGCCGUCUCAUGAGAUCUCAAUCGAGAAUAAGUUCAGCACAUCUUCACGUCCGGCCAAUCUGUCGGCCACUCAGCGCACCUCCAGUCUCGACGCCUUCCAUUUCGCCUCUUAUGUGCCAAUCAGUGGCCGACUCAUCGAAUUGGAUGGUCUGAAGCGCUACCCCAUAGACCACGGAUCCAUUGAAGACGAGUAUUGGACCGAAAAGUUCCGGAAAGUGAUUCGACAGCGACUCGAGAGGGAGACCCAGUCUUCGGAGGGCAAUGACAUCCGCUAUAACCUGAUGGCAGUGGUUCCCGACAAACGCGUCAACUAUUUAAAUAAACUCAAUAUCUUGAAGACUAAUCGACACAUUGUGUUGGAAGCGCUGCAAGAGAUCACACGUCCCACACGACUGCCCACUCCUCUUGAUUAUCACAAUUACUCGAAAUAUCCGGACAUUUCAGUCAAACCACAGAACGAAUUGUUGGAAACACACAAAACCGAUGACAAUAACAACGACUCGAAUAAAGAGAGAACUCAAGAGUCGAAAGGAAGUCAUGAAAUCCGAGAGCCGUUAACCAUAUCUAUAGCCGAAGAGAACGUCAGAAGCGAUUUACGUCUCCCGCUAUCCAUCCAGACCUCCAUAUCUCCGACUCCCAGCUCUUCCUCCAGUACUGACACGUCUUCGGAAAUCGGAUCCGCUUUUAAUUCGCCGAAUAAUACGAGUUGUGAUAAUACGGACGAACGGAUCAAUCAAAUGAUUGUUUGCAAACUAUUUAACCGAAAACCAAAAACAGAUGCCACGACUCCUACAGUCGAUGUCUCGUCUGCCUCUCCAGUGAGUCUUUCCUCAUCCACGCCCACACCGACUGUCACUUCCACUCACAGCCCAACCACUCCAUCGCCAUCCAUAUCAUCAUCGAGUGUGAGGUCCGGUACGCCAUCGAAAGCAUUAACAGCCAGCGAUUUGGUGGCACUUCUGAAGAAUCUUGAGAUUGAUAUCAAUUUGACGGAAACUAAUCUGAAGGACGAGUUGGAGAAGAGAAGACAGUAUCGGAUCGACGACUCGCGACGAACUCAUAAUUACGAUCAGUUUGUCACCACAUUCCUGGCGAUGUUGGCCGAGAGGGGACAGUUGGCAGACCUCGUCGAGCGAGACCUCGGAGUGUCGUCUUCGCUGUCCAACUGUUCUGAACAGCAGAAGCGCGUCAACUCACCGCCAGUCUCGCCCUCAACUCUGAUCGCAUCUCUCAUGACAACAGUUAUCAAUAAUAACACAAAUAAACCUAAAAAACGCAAAAAGCGUCUCAGAAAACACUCACGAAAGUUGAAAAAAGUUUAA